This is a messenger RNA of Mucor mucedo, 1371 nucleotides long. RefSeq names its product putative phosphatase regulatory subunit-domain-containing protein. Gene Ontology annotation, molecular function: glycogen binding; protein phosphatase 1 binding. The transcript has a single exon. Bases 35 to 1291 code for a protein of 418 amino acids. NCBI's taxonomy places the organism in Eukaryota, Fungi, Mucoromycota, Mucoromycetes, Mucorales, Mucoraceae. Gene Ontology annotation, biological process: regulation of glycogen biosynthetic process. Gene Ontology annotation, cellular component: protein phosphatase type 1 complex. The record is from RefSeq and is a predicted model, not a curated record.
UGUUCUUCUUCUUUAACAUUUCUUUUUAUUAAUCAUGAAUAACAAAAAACGUGUUACUUUAAAUAAAAAAACUUCUUCUCUAUUACUGGAUUAUCAAGCAAUAAUGGCCACGGAAUCAGAGACAAAUACUGUGACAAAUGAAUAUACCCGUCAAUUGGUAGCUAGUGCCUUAUCUCUACCUUCUUCAGUCAAAAUCACAACUAAAGCAACAACACCACAAACAGAUAAAAGGAUUGAACUACCGACUUUAUUAAAGUCAUCCCUAAGAACUCCGAGAUCUGCAUCUGCACCUUGCUCACCUACAACAGGUUUAAAAUCAGUACAUUUCAAUAAGAAUAAUUUAGAGGAUAUAUGCUUAUUUAGAAAGGCCCAAACGCCGUUGGCUAUUAGUCAAAAGAACAUAUUCUGGGGCACAGAUGAUGAUGAAGACAGCAGCAGUAGUUCGAGUUCGUCCUCUGAAGACGAGCAAGUGCCUUUAAAGUCAUUAGUAUUUGUGAACUGGCCUACUCGUUUAUCUGAUAUCAUCGAUAAAAAGACAAAAAAUAUAAGAAUCGAAAAAAAUGCGAUUCGUUUAAUAGAUGAUGUAAUCGUUGGAAAAAUACAAGUUCGAAAUAUUGAUUAUCACAAGACUGUUACAAUCCGUUAUACGUUUGAUUUUUGGGAAACAAUAGAUAAUAUCGGUGCUAAUUACAAUCAACAAGAUGAUCACAAGAAUAAUACUUAUGACGUGUUCUCAUUUAAGAUUAAUGUUCCAACGAAUGCUACUACAAUGUAUUUUGCUGUUAAUUAUAAAGUCGGUGCAACGGAAUACUGGGAUAAUAAUGAUGGUAGGAACUAUGAAAUUCAAAUCUCAAGUAAAAAAACAAGUACAAAAAAGGCCAAUUCCCAGACUAAAGAAGACGGGUUAAAAGCAAGAUACGAUUUUGGGCAAUCGAUUCACCAAGCUAAAAACAAUAUAGUCUUAUCUCCAACUUCCAUUAACAUGAAUAAAAACCAAGCCGUGGCUCGUGCGAAAACUUCAGUUCCAUCCAUUCCCAUACCAACAACGCCGACUGCCAUUGCCCCAGCAUUCGUUACGCCAGCAUCGACACCUAUACCGUUAGCUGCAAAAACCAUGCCUAUACCGAUGAGACGUAAAAGUUCAUCCCCUACUGGUUUAUCCUGCCAUUCUCCACUUGCUUCUUCCCCCACAUUUAUGGACUUGAAUUCCCAAUCUUAUUUGGAGCUAGUCAACAAGUACUGCUUUUAUUCGACUAGUCCUAGUCGGUCACCCAUGUCCAUUAAUGGGUAAAUUGCAUUUAUUAUUCCCCUAUACGCACACAAUCGUGCACACACACACACACUCGCUUGCAUUUUUAUAAAAUAAACCAC